AUGCCCAAGGUCAAGUACGUGUUGCUCGACUGCGACAACACUCUUUGUCUCUCUGAGCGUCUCGCUUUCGAAGCUUGCGCUGAUCUCACCAACGAGCUCCUGGAGAAGCAUGGCAAGAGCGAGCGCUACACCGUCGACAAGCUCCUUGAGGAGUUCGUUGGCCAGAACUUCCGUGGCAUGCUGACCAACCUCCAAAAGAUCCACAACUUCCAGCUGAGCUCCGAGGAGCUUGAGGACUAUGUCAAGAAGGAGUUGGGUGCCGUUACCGCCAAGCUCUCUGAGAAGUGCAAGGAGUGCCCUGGAGCAACCGCUGAGCUCGUCAAGCUCAAGGAGCAGGGCUACCCCAUGGCUGUGGUCUCUACCUCUGCGAAACCCCGUGUGGUCGCAUCUCUCCACAAGGUCGGCAUGGAGAAGUUCUUCCCUGACGAGCUGGUCUACUCCGCUGCCACAUCUCUCAACCCUCCCUCCAGCAAGCCUGAUCCCAAGAUCUACCUCUACGCCUGCGAGCAGCUUGGCGUCAAGCCUGAGGAGUGCGUUACUGUCGAGGACUCUCGCUCUGGUGCCACUGCUGCCAUGCGUGCUGGUAUCCCUCUGAUUGGCUAUGUCGGUGUCUACGGUAUCGAAGAUGGCAAGGAGAGAAUGGACCAAAUGGCCAAGACUCUCACCGACGACUGCAAGGCUGAUGCCAUCAUGUAUGAUUGGAAGUAA
Molecule: messenger RNA, 708 nt
Organism: Cyphellophora europaea CBS 101466
Lineage: Eukaryota; Fungi; Ascomycota; Eurotiomycetes; Chaetothyriales; Cyphellophoraceae
Exons: 2
Coding region: 1-708 (235 amino acids)
Source: RefSeq, a predicted model, not a curated record